AUGAAGCUUUCAUGUAUUGUUGCUGCUGCUCUGUUAGCCGCCCAAGGUGAAACUAAAGCAGUAAUGGAUUGCAGUAACGAAGGAUAUGCACUUGCAGACGACUUACACUGUGAAAAUCCAGACGCAUGGGUGUUUUGCUGUGCUCAUCCAUUCUUGAAUUCUGGACUACCUACGCCGCGAGUUUGUCAGGACCCUUUUUUUAACUCGAGACCGGGGGGCAGGACUGAUGGGUGCAAUGGAGAUAAAGGUUCUAUCGUCUGUUGUGAUCGCUAA
Molecule: messenger RNA, 273 nt
Organism: Plenodomus lingam JN3
Lineage: Eukaryota; Fungi; Ascomycota; Dothideomycetes; Pleosporales; Leptosphaeriaceae
Source: RefSeq, a predicted model, not a curated record